Molecule: messenger RNA, 1953 nt
Organism: Vombatus ursinus (common wombat)
Lineage: Eukaryota; Metazoa; Chordata; Mammalia; Diprotodontia; Vombatidae
Gene: RHOV
Product: ras homolog family member V
Exons: 3
Coding region: 149-859 (236 amino acids)
Biological process (GO): small GTPase-mediated signal transduction
Molecular function (GO): GTPase activity; GTP binding
Source: RefSeq, a predicted model, not a curated record
CCCGGGUCAGCUCGGCUUUUCCAGAGGGAGAUCUCAGAGCUGUGAGGAUAUCCAAGAGCGGAGCCUGUCUGAAAGGAGGGGACUCGAGGUUAGCGGACUGAGGCCCCCCAUCCAGAGCCGGCGCCCCUGCCAUACCGGGGAGCCGGCCAUGCCUCCACGGGAGCUGGCUGAGCCGGAGCCGCCUCCGGUCCGGGCCCCGACCCCUCCCCCGCGACGGGGCAGCGCGCCCCCGGAGCUGGGCAUCAAGUGCGUGCUGGUGGGCGACGGGGCGGUGGGCAAGAGCAGCCUCAUCGUCAGCUACACCUGCAAUGGGUAUCCCGCCUGCUAUCGGCCCACGGCGCUGGACACCUUCUCCGUACAAGUCUUGGUGGAUGGAGCCCCAGUCCGGAUUGAGCUCUGGGACACAGCUGGACAGGAGGACUUUGACCGCCUUAGAUCCCUCUGUUACCCAGACACAGAUGUCUUCUUGGCCUGCUUCAGCGUUGUGCAACCUGGCUCCUUCCAAAACAUCACAGAGAAGUGGCUGCCUGAGAUUCGAACCCACAACCCCCAAGCUCCUGUUUUAUUAGUGGGCACUCAGGCUGAUUUGCGGGAUGAUGUUAAUGUACUGAUCCAGUUGGACCAAGGGGGUCAGGAAACGCCUGUGCCUCAUCCCCAGGCUCAGGGCUUGGCUGAAAAGAUCCGAGCCCGGGGGUACCUGGAAUGCUCUGCUCUGACUCAAAAGAACUUGAAGGAGGUGUUUGAUGCAGCGAUUCUCAGUGCCAUCGAGCACAAGGCCAGACUAGAGAAGAAGCUCAAUGCCAAGGGUGUCCGGACACUCUCCAGGUGCAGAUGGAAGAAAUUCUUCUGCUUUGUUUGAGCCCCUGCAGUGGGGAGGGGGAGCAAGAGGCUAGAAAUGCCUGGAACCCUGGGGCUGUGGGAGACCUUGGAGCUGCUGGCAGGAGCAGAGCCUAGGUCACCUUCAUGUGGUAUGGACCUUUCCUGGUAAUUGUAGGAACAGAGAGCUGUUAACUGUUCACUUUAUUUUACCUAUUUGGGACUAAGACCUGUAGGAGGGAAGGUGCCUGGAGUCUGCUUCUGAGGACCAGUCCACCCUUGAGAAAGCAGCUUAUUCCUUCAGGUGACUAACAUAGCCAAUAGCCCUAAUUCAGUGGGGUUUUCCAUCAUGGGCCCACAAGCCAAUACAAUUCUGAACAAGGAAGAAUCCUUGCUUGGGUUCCUUCCAGGAAAAUGUCAGAGUCCCUUGUGGCUCACAGAUUCUGGCACAAGGAAGGGAGAACCUGGCCAGAACAUCUUAGCACUCUGAACUCAUCCAAGAGGGCAGCUAGCUGAAAAAAUGAAGUGUUUACAAUAGGAGAGGGCUCUAAGAAACCUCGGGCAAGGUUCUGUAAUGGAAGAAAGAUCUUUGGAGAAGAGACAGGAAGGAAGGAACUGGAGUGAUGGGACAAAGGUGGACAUGGUAGGAGUGUAAGGAGAAGGAGAUCCGAGAAGAGCAGGCUGGUAGAGAAUGAGAAGAUGGCAACGUGGGGGAGAUUCUACAAUGGAAGAGAGAUCUUUGGGAACCUGACCUUUUGGGAUGGGGCGGGGAGGGAAAAGACUGUUGCUGAGGGUAGAUAGGAGGGACCUAUCAAGGGCUCCUCCCUGGGCCUGUCCUCAGCCCCAUCUCUGUCUAAGGCCAGAGAGGGAGGGGCUGCCUGGGGCCCUGAUGGGAAGAGCUCUCUCAAUCCUUACUUAGUACUGCCCAAACUGGCUGGACAGGAGUCGGGGAGUGAGGGCUGAAUCUUGGAGAAGGGGGUUCCUGGAGGGAAGGGGCCACAGCUGCAAUAGAGAGAAGCAGAGGAGAGGGCUUCGAAGACUGCACUCCAAUCUUGUUCAUUGAGGGUCCAGUCCCUAAUAGGGCAAUGCCAAAGGGACUCUGUGGAGCAAUGUCUGCCAAUAAAUGUCUCAAAUGUC